Molecule: messenger RNA, 1587 nt
Organism: Musca vetustissima
Lineage: Eukaryota; Metazoa; Arthropoda; Insecta; Diptera; Muscidae
Gene: y
Product: protein yellow
Exons: 2
Coding region: 1-1575 (524 amino acids)
Cellular component (GO): extracellular region
Source: RefSeq, a predicted model, not a curated record
AUGACUUAUCUUCUAGUUGGCCUAUUGACAUUUGUGCUGUGCAUUCAUUUCGGCAAUGCAGCCUACAAAUUGCAAGAACGUUUCAAUUGGAAACAGCUGGAUUUUGCUUUUCCCAAUGAGAAUUUGAAACAACAGGCGCUGGCAAGUGGUGAUUACAUUCCACAAAAUGCCUUACCCGUGGGCGUUGAACAUUGGCAGAAUCGUUUAUUUGUGACCAUACCCCGUUGGAGAGAUGGUAUACCAGCCACAUUGACUUAUAUCAAUAUGGAUCAUAGUGUUACCGGUUCUCCAGCAUUGAUACCCUAUCCCGAUUGGCGUUCGAAUACGGCUGGUGAUUGUGCGAAUAGCAUAACCACAGCUUAUCGUAUUAAGGUUGAUGAAUGCGGUCGUUUGUGGGUUUUGGAUACUGGCACCUUGGGUAUUGGUAACACCACCACCAACCCCUGCCCAUAUGCCGUGAAUGUCUUCGAUUUGGCAACACACACACGUAUACGCCGCUACGAGUUGAGACCAGAGGAUACCAAUGCCAAUACUUUCAUCGCCAACAUUGCUGUGGAUAUUGGCAAGAGUUGUGAUGAUGCCUUCGCCUAUUUCUCGGAUGAAUUGGGUUAUGGCCUGAUUGCCUAUUCGUGGGAACAAAAUAAAUCAUGGCGUUUCUCGGGACAUUCGUACUUCUUCCCCGAUCCCUUGAGAGGUGAUUAUAACAUUGCUGGCCUCAAUUUCCAAUGGGGUGAAGAGGGUAUUUUCGGUAUGGCUUUGUCACCCAUUAGGUCUGAUGGCUUCCGUACCAUGUAUUUCAGCCCCUUGGCCAGUCACCGACAAUUCGCUGUGUCCACUCGCAUUUUGCGUGAUGAGACACGUGUUGAGGACAGUUAUCAUGAUUUCAUUGCUUUGGAUGAACGUGGACCCAACUCCCACACUACGGCCCGUGUUAUGAGCGACGAUGGUGUUGAGUUGUUCAAUUUAAUCGAUCAAAAUGCUGUCGGCUGCUGGCAUUCAUCCAUGCCAUACUCACCCCAAUUCCAUGGUAUUGUGGAUCGUGAUGAUGUCGGUCUUGUCUUCCCUGCCGAUGUUAAAAUCGAUGAAAACAAAGAUGUUUGGGUACUCUCCGAUCGUAUGCCGGUGUUUUUACUCUCCGAAUUGGAUUAUAAUGAUGUGAAUUUCCGUAUCUAUACUGCACCUCUGAGUACCUUGAUUGAAGGAACUGUCUGCGACCAACGUAGCAAUGUAUAUGGUCCCCACAACUCGGUGGCAGCCGUUAAGCCACAACAACCGCUAUAUCCCAAGACAUACUUAAGCCCCUCACCCAAACCAACCUAUGUUUCAAUUCCAUCAGUCCGCCCAUCCUAUCUACCACCCUAUAGUGGCUCUCAGCGCCUAAAUGUUCCUAAUGCCUUUUUGUAUAACCAACAACAACACAAUGCCCUUACCUAUGAGCCCGCCAAUGGUCCACAUCUAUUUCCGGCGAUAGCACAAAUCCAACAGAUACAACAUCCCGCACCAGCCCCAGCCCGUGAAGGUUUGGGUAGUUAUGCCACAUCACGUGCCGCACCCUGGUGGCAGCGACAUCAUUAGGUUACCAUCAUC